Molecule: messenger RNA, 2451 nt
Organism: Klebsormidium nitens
Lineage: Eukaryota; Viridiplantae; Streptophyta; Klebsormidiophyceae; Klebsormidiales; Klebsormidiaceae
Source: the annotation of a GenBank genome assembly
CCAAUGCUCAGUCAGAUUCAGAAAAGCGACAAUCAGAUUCGACAAUCUGUCCUGAGAGUUCAUACUUCGCAUUUAAUAGUAUUUGGGGGACAGGAUGCGAUUUGGAGACUUUGUUGUGGGACCCUCCAACCAUUGUGAAAGUUAGCGGACUUGACCUGCCUUGAAUCACCAGGGUGCGGGAGAGGCGGCCACCUGCUGACACCUAGUGGUGGCCCUCAUACCUCACUCUAGAACUUUUAGCAAUCAGUGCACUAAGAGUUCAGACAAUGGCGUCCUCCGCGGUAGCCUCCUCAGCGAUGGCCGCCAUUCGCUCUUCCACCCGUGCUGUACAGCCGACUAGCCUCAGCUCUCAACAGGGGCGCCACAUCGUCCGCUGCUCUCUUUCCUCACUCCAUCUGCGCCUCUCGCCAACCUUUCCUUCACAGAAGCAGAGUCUAGCUUUCCUGCCUCCUAGCUCGCUACGCUCUGCUCUUCAUCCGCCCCACCCCUCUCAGUUUUCCCAGUGGAAGAAGCUCAGAGAUGCAGCUCUCUUUCGGCCGCGCACGCUAGUCUCCUCCGCCACAGCCUCAGAUGCGUCCCUCCCCCUGGGGCUGACUCGUGCAGCGGCCCCACUCCUCCCUCAAAUCGACAUUUCCCCCAGCGGUGCAAAGCCCGAGGACUACGCAGGGGACCUCUUGGUUCUGGGUUUGUUCUCUGAGGCUGUGACCAAGAGCGGCGAUUUCCAGAAGCUGACUGCGACGGGGGUGCCGUAUGGAGAACUCGUAGGGGAGCUAGUACAGGAGACGGACUUCAAGGGGAAGCCGGGGCAGACGGCAGUCGUCCGGGUAUCCGGAGAGAAGGUCAAGCGGGUUGCAAUUGUCGGGCUGGGGUCGAGCAAGGAAUCUAGCGUGGCGGCUGGGUUCCGUGCGCUAGGGCAGGCACUGGCAACGAUUGCGAAGGAGUCUAAGGCCCUUUCGGCCGGGGUCGCAGUCGUUGGCCGCGAGGGCUCCGACCAAAACCCCGAGAUCGCCGGCGCCAUUGCAGCCGGCGCAGUACUGGGAUCGUACGAGGACCAGCGGUUCAAGUCGGAACCAAAGCCGAUCACGCUCGCGGAGGUGGACAUUCUGGGCCUGGGAACCAGCAAAGAACUGAAGCGCGCCAUCGGGGUGGCCGCUCGUCUCGCUGCGGGAGUGAUACUUACGAAGCAGCUGGUGAACGCGCCACCGAAUAUCUUGACGCCAGCUGCGAUGGCGGAGGUCGCCGAGAACAUCGCCGCCGCGCAUGCGGACGUCAUGACCGUUAAGAUCCUGGAGAAAGAGGAGUGCGAGCAACUAGGCAUGGGCGCGUAUCUGGGCGUGUCGGCCGCCUCGGAGCUGCCGCCCAAGUUCAUCCACCUAACAUAUACGCCGUUCGAGGAGGAGCCCAAAAAGGAGCCCAAGAAGAAGCUGGUCAUCAUAGGAAAAGGGCUGACGUUUGACUCCGGGGGCUACAACCUGAAGGCCGGCCCCGGGUCCAUGAUCGAGCAGAUGAAGUUCGACAUGGGCGGCGCGGGAGCCGCGCUCGGGGCUGCGAAAGCGAUCGGUGCGAUACAGCCAGAAGGAGUGGAGGUUCAUUUCAUCGUGGCGGCGUGCGAAAACAUGAUCAGCGGAACUGGCAUGCGGCCGGGCGACAUCCUGACCGCAUCCAACGGCAAGACGAUUGAGGUGAACAACACGGACGCGGAGGGGCGGCUGACGCUCGCGGACGCCCUGGUGUACGCGUGCAAGCUGGAGCCGGACGCUAUUGUGGACCUGGCCACGCUGACGGGGGCCUGCAUUGUUGCGCUUGGAGGGGACAUUGCUGGGCUGUUCACUCCGUUCGACUCGGUCGCCGAGGAGCUCUCGGCGGCCGCGAAAGCGGCGGGCGAAAAGUUCUGGCGGAUGCCGAUGGAGGAAGCGUACAAAGAGCAAUUGAAGAGCCCAAUCGCGGACUUCGUGAAUACGGGUAGCCGAGCCGGGGGAAGCAUCACGGCUAGCUUGUUUUUGAAAGAGUUCGUCGACGAGAAGAUCCCUUGGGCUCAUCUGGAUAUUGCCGGCCCAGUUUGGAACGAGAAGAAAGGUGGCGCCACCGGGUUUGCUGUACAGACGCUAGUACGUUGGGUGCAAAGUCAUGCUACUGCGGCAGCAUCACUAUGAUUUGUACAGACUCGGCCACUCCGACCAUCUGUAACAUGACCCUUGCAGUAAUCUUCCUGACUGUGAUUGUGCCGCCGUCAAGCUUUGUACUGCAUGUGUCAGUGUAAAUGUAGUUCGACGGAACCAUGUAGUGCACGGUCUUCGGCAUGUACCCGAAAAGUCCGGAGCUUAUGUCACCGGACAUGGUCUUUGAAAGCUCGAAAGACAAAUCGUAUUCAUACAAUACAUUGAGCUCACAACAAUAAUUGACAGUUCAAUUGCAGCUAUAAGACGAUAGCCACUGAAAGCUCCCCAGACG